Messenger RNA from Kickxella alabastrina, 1186 nucleotides. Its product is annotated as OHCU decarboxylase-domain-containing protein. The record is from RefSeq and is a predicted model, not a curated record. Lineage: Eukaryota; Fungi; Kickxellomycota; Kickxellomycetes; Kickxellales; Kickxellaceae. The transcript has a single exon. Bases 427 to 1125 code for a protein of 232 amino acids.
UGAAAAUUUUCUACAAAAAAUUAAAUUGAGCUUUUUUUCUUUAGUUGUUUGUUGAACCGAUGGCUCAAUGCUGAAGUCAAAAUGGCUGCAAAGGCUGAACCGCAUACGAAAUCGCAGCGCAGUUUUUGGUAGGGCCAAUUGCGGGCUGUCAAAAAAAUUAGCGCAGAAAAACGGGAAGACACGCAAUUUUUUUUAACCCCGCACGUGUAUAUUAUAGUCUUUGAUUUGCAAACGCUAAAGUUUGCCUAAAUAGUGCGCCGAAUGGAAAGUCUGGAAAAAUGCAUUUGCAGGUGCCGAAAAAACCAAUAUUUCACUGCCAGGCGUGCUUAUGAAUGUUACGCUCGUUUUUUUUUAAUCAAACCCUUAUGCAAGACAAGAAAAAUGGGGCGGCGGCUUAGCGCUGUGGUUUCGCUAACGUUGUGACGUAUGGUGCGUGAAGUGUUUUAUUUUUGCUAUCGCCAAAGCUGCUCACCUCACCCUGUUCGUGACAUGUCAGUUUUCCCUCUCUUUCUUCGCGUCAAUUAUCUUUCUUUUAUCUGCACUCCAGCUUGCUUUUUUUAUAUUUUCACAACGUUAAUACCACACAAGCAAAAUAUGCCCACCACCCAGGCCCCACUCCCCACCAUUGGCGAGACCAACCACUUGCCGCUGGCCGAGUUUACCCAAGUGAUAUCCCUGCUCUUCGAGCCCACAGCUCUGCUGACCCAGCGCAUUUGCGAUUCACGGCCCUUUGAGAGCUACGAUAAGCUGCUUGACUGUGCAGACGAGCUGAUCAAGGAGCUGUCACCUCUGGAGCAGCUCGAAGUGAUAAACGCGCACCCGCGUAUCGGCGAAAACACUGCCAAGCUGUCGGCCCUGUCGCGCAUCGAGCAGGGCGCCAAGUCGGACGAUGAGGAGGACGCUGUGUUUGCCAAGUGGGCUGAGCUCAACAAGAAAUACGAGGACACCUACGGAUUCCGCUUUGUUGUGUUUGUUAACGGCCGGAGCAAGGACAGUUUGUUCCCGAUUAUCGAAGAGCGCAUUGCGCACGGGAACAAGUGCCAAGAGCUGCGGACAGGAUUGUCGGAGAUGGUUGACAUUGCCCGCGACCGUGCCAAGAAGCUGCUAGCCGCUGCAAGCGUCUAGGUGCCGCGGAUAUUUCAUACUUCAUACUUCAUAUUUUAAUCCUAUUUUCUUUCAAUAGCAC